AUGGGCCAACCAUCCUUUGAGGCAUCUAAUGCCAUCAUCUACGUCACUUAUGGCGCGUUCCUAAUCCUGGGAACAGCGCUCGCUUGGAGAAUGAGGAAUCAGCCCAAGGCCGACUUCCUUGCUGGAAACAGAACACAGUCGGCUUUCCCGCUGGCCCUGAACUUCAUCGCCGCUGGUGAGUUUCCGACGGCCAUUGUGCUUACCUGA
Messenger RNA from Neoarthrinium moseri, 207 nucleotides. RefSeq lists its product as uncharacterized. Bases 1 to 207 code for a protein of 68 amino acids. Lineage: Eukaryota; Fungi; Ascomycota; Sordariomycetes; Amphisphaeriales; Apiosporaceae. The transcript has 3 exons. The record is from RefSeq and is a predicted model, not a curated record.